Messenger RNA from Striga asiatica, 882 nucleotides. The record is from the annotation of a GenBank genome assembly. Lineage: Eukaryota; Viridiplantae; Streptophyta; Magnoliopsida; Lamiales; Orobanchaceae.
AUGUCCGCCGCGAUGAGGGCAAGUUCCGCCAUGAACCAGAGCAUCACCGCGGCCCAGUGUGGGUACUCUUCCCUGCAAAUCUCGGCCAGGUGGCGGCCUGUAGCUACGCCCAGCCGCAGAGAUAACAAUUGGAUGAGGAGGCCCAUAACAGUGGCCCACAUCAGAAGCCACAACAGCGAAUCGCCUUCCAGAUUCCCCGGAUCCAGAAAGGCAACGCUCAUCAAGAAUCCGGGCCCGGUAAAUUUCCAGAGCUUCCGCCAGGAAAACGGAGGUACAGAGACGCCCGGUGAGGAUUCGGGUUGCUCGAUCUCCACCGCGUGGAGUAGGAUGCUUUUUUCUAGGGUUUCGUUGGCGACGGGCGGAGGCGGCGCGGUGGGGGAGGACGGAGGAGGAAGGAGGGGAUUGGUGUCGGCAUGGCGGUGGUGGUGGUGGAGCGUAGUCGGGAAGGUGGCGGGAUUGUUGGGGUUGAGGCUUGUAGGGGAAGAGAUCCACCCACCAUCCAACUCCAUCAUUUUCACCCCAAAUCUUCUUAUUUACCUUGGCCAAGCAGCAACCCCGCCAUUCACUGCCUUAAUCGACGACAACAUGCCAUCAAAUAACUCUCCCAUGUUCGAAAACCAGCCACCGCCGAUGGUUCACAUCAAUCGUAACCUCUCGAGUCACCGCCGUCUUGGGAAGCAAUCACUGAGCCAUUCGAGGAGCACGCAACUAUCAACCCGACAUGACGAGACCACCGGCGACAGCCCCGCGUUCAAACGGCACCCCACCGGGAGACGCGUAAAUCACCCCGAGAGCCGUUCGAGCCACCACAAUCUCAGCCGCGCCCCGUCGAUGACAAAGAACCGAGAUCGAGCAGCUCCCACCGCUGAACGUCAUCUCUAA